Neurospora tetrasperma FGSC 2508 is the source of this 2564-nucleotide messenger RNA. RefSeq lists its product as uncharacterized. Bases 46 to 1734 code for a protein of 562 amino acids. Lineage: Eukaryota; Fungi; Ascomycota; Sordariomycetes; Sordariales; Sordariaceae. Gene Ontology annotation, molecular function: RNA binding. The record is from RefSeq and is a predicted model, not a curated record. The transcript is spliced from 6 exons.
CGACCAUCGUCUGUCGCGACGUAGGCUUUUCAAAAAACCGCAAUCAUGGCUCCCAAGAAGAAGGAAGUCCAGAAGCUUUCUCUGGGCGAAUUUUUGAACGAACCCUCUUUCGGCGGCUCUUGGGCUGAUGAGGUCGAGGACACCUAUGCCUCCGGCACUCAACCUCUCCCUCCCGCUGAGCGUCGCGGCCCUUCCACCUAUGGUGGAGGCUCUUCGUUUGCUGACCGCGGUUAUUCCUCCCUCCGCGACAACAUCAGCCCGGCCCAGCUUCCUACCAGGCCCCCUUUCACCGCUCAUCUCGGUAACCUUUCAUACAAUGCGACCGCCGAGUCCGUUACCGAGUUCUUUGAGGGCUGCGAUGUCGUGAAUGUCCGCAUCAUCGAGGACCGCGAGACUCAGCGCCCCAAGGGUUUUGCCUAUGCCGAGUUCAAGGAUGUCGAGGGUCUCAAGACUGCCUUGACCCGUGAUGGAGAGACCUUUGACGGUCGUAGCAUCCGCAUCAAGAUUGCCGAUCCCCCCAAGCAGGGAUACAGCGACAGGGCUGAGUCGAGCCGUGAUCUCCCCACCUGGGAGCGCAGAGGACCCCUUCCCGACUUGCCCGGACGUGACCGCCCCCAACGUGACUUUGGCGAGCGUAGAGCCCCCAGAGAGUUUGCCCCUGCCGACGAUGGCAAGGUUCGCGAUUUCGGCAACUGGGAAAGACGUGGUCCCCUUCCCCCCGCGGAGCCCACUGAGCAAAUCAGAGAUUCCUCUCGCUCGCGUCCCCUUGAGGCCCGUGGCGAGUCUUUCCGCAGCGAUAGGAGGGCUUCCCCCGCUGCUUGGGGCCCUGGUGAGGGUCGUCAAGAUACUUCCCGUCCUCCCCGCCGCGAGUUUGGCGACCGUCCCGAGCGCGCUCCUACUGCCGCUGAGAAGGACAACCAAUGGCGCAACAGCAUGCGCCCUGCUACCGAGUCUCGUGAAGGAAGCGUCCCCAACUCUCCGGCGCCCUCGGCUGCUCUUCCUGUCGGUCGCCCUAAGCUGAACCUCGCCAAGAGAACCGUUUCAGAAGCCCCCGAGGCCGGAUCGACCGCUUCGACUGACUCGAAGGCCAGCCCCUUCGGUGCCGCUCGCCCCAUCGAUACUGCCGCCCGCGAACGCGAGAUCGAGGAGAAGCGCCUUCAGGCCCUCAAGGAGAAGAAGGAGGCCGACGAGAAGGCUAAGGAGGAGAAGCGUCUUGCUAAGGAGGCCGCUGCUAAGGCCGAGGCUGAGAAGGCUGAAGCGGAUGCCGCGGCCGCGAAGGCUGAGGCUGAGAAGCCCGUUGAGGCCCCCGCCCCCGCUGCUGAGGAGGAGGUCAAGUCCCCCGGUGCUGCUCCUGCCACUCCUGCCAACGGUGUAGCUGCCGAUCAGAAGCUCCCCGUCAAGGCCCGUGAGCCCCGCGAGGCCCCUAAGACUAGAGCCACCGAGAGCGGUAACUGGCGCUCUGCUCCUAGGGAACCUCGUGGUGGUGCCGCUCCUGGUGGGCCUCGCCGCAACGACCGUGUCCCCGCUGAUCGCGCUUCUCGCGCUCCUCGCAGCGACUCUGGCCGCGGCCCUCGUGCGAACGGCGGUGCCCCCGCCUCCCAGCCCGCCCAGGCUACCCCGGCUGCCGGUGCGGAGCAGGCUCCCGCUACUCCCGCCGCCGCCGAGGAAGAUGACGGCUGGACGAAAGUCACUGUCCCCAGCAAGAACCGUCGUGGCACCAACCGUGCCUACUAAUUGUACACUCGACGACAUCCCGUCAGCUUUUCACGAUCGCCGGAUAGCCUCUUCCGAAAAGCAUGGUGCAUGGCUUCAUGUUGCCCUGCUCACGUUUUGCCAGCCCAAUGACUUCGAAGAGAAUCAUUCCACUCACAAAGGAGUCACAAGCGAUCACACGAUUCAAUCACCCUACGCGCGAUCUAGUCCCUGCUUUGGAUAGGCAAUGUCCUCCAUUGUAGUAAGAGCAUUCUCGCCGCAAAUUUACCUGGGUUUUCUUCUACUUUGCUCACAUCUACGUUUGCGCAAAUUCAGAAAGGGGUUAUAGGUAUUACCAAAUGGGUGUUCUUUUCCAUGCCUUUUCUUUUUACAUGGGCGCAUCAUUUUCCUCACAGACAUGGAACGUACGGAUACCUAUUCUAUCACAAGGGAUAGAAGGAGAUGGGCGAAGCAAGAAAAGAAGGAAGGGCGGAGGGGGGGAGAAAGGUCGAUGACAAGAUGGGGAAGGUACAGAAUGAGGAGAGGGCAGAAGAGAGGAUGUUCGGUGAAGUCGAUGCGUGUCUGUCUCCCCAGGCUUAUAUCCAAGAGGGACACGCCACGCCGCGUAUUUUUUCAAAAUUUGUUUGUUGGUGGAGAAAUAAAAGCGGAUUCGGUUCAAGAGACUUUGCAAAGAGAGAACUGGAAGCGGAAAUGAUGUUUCUCGGGACAACUGCCAUAUCAGGAGGCUGAUAUGCUUUAUCGCGAUCGAGACUGUGUCCCACUCAACCCUGUUCAGUAAGCCAAAUGUCUUGAUGCAUUUUCGCCUGUUGAUAGUUAGUACCGUCGAGUCCAUCAAAUCCUUUAUGUGAUAC